CCACGACUGACAACUUGCGCUAGCGUCGCCGACUCUUUCAUCUUCCUUCUCCAUCCCUCGUUAUCUCCUUUGACCCUUUGACGCUUUGUUUCUCUCACCACUGACAUCAUCUGCACAUUUUCCUACGCGUUGGGACGCCGACGGCUGCCUCCUGAAGUUUGAACCCACUCCAUCUCCCGUCCAUCGCAUCGACCUUGGACUGCAACCGAUAGAACCCUUCUCGCUAUGGCGCCAUCACGAUCGCAAACGUCGCUUCUCUCCCUCCUCGCCGCAUCCGCACUCCUCCCGCUGUCAUCAUGGGCCUUUGACUGCAACGACAUCGCAGCCCAAGGCGUCCAUUUCAACCUAGGAAAACUAGGCGGCCCACACAUGGUGCACUGGAAAGAAGAAGAUCUAGGGCACGACGUCAUGUACAAAUACAACUUCACACUCGACAUCUGCAACGUGCUGAAGUGGCACAAGGGCGGGAGUUUGGCGACCGAGUGUCACCAUGGCGCCAUGGUCUGCGCUAUCCGAGAGAACGUUGAUCUAUCUAUGGAAGGAAACUCAACAUUCACGCCGAUCGAUAUUGCGGGGACAUACAAAACGCAGACAGGGAGGGAGCUCGAGGCCAAGUUUGAGCGGUUGCGGAGCUCCAAGAGCAACUCGGACGCUGGGCGUGAGGGAGUCAGGGUAGAGCUGCAUGGUGGGCGACUGCCUUUUGACGACAAGAAGAACGGUCUCGAUCAACGCGCCAUCGUCGAGUUUGUGUGCGAUAAAGAGAGGACGGGCUUGGAGGGUGAUGAGAAGGAUGACGGUGAACAUGAGAGCGACCCCAAGGACGAUGACAAGGGUGGAGACGAUAAGAAAGGAGAUGGCAAGAAAGAAGAGAAGUUGAGGAGGAGGGAGGAUGGUGGGAAGGGCAAGUGCGAGGAUAACGACCACAGCCUGCGCUUCUGCGGAUACGAAGAAGAAUCCAUCGCCAAGGACAAGAAUGUCAAGACACUACGACUCGAGUGGCGGACACAGUAUGCGUGUGAAGACGCGCCUGCAGAGGAUGCGGGAAGCCACUGGGGCUUCUUUGGCUGGUUCUUCAUCAUUGUUUUCCUUGCCAUAGCGUCCUAUCUCAUCUUCGGCUCCUGGCUCAACUACAACCGCUACGGCGCUCGCGGCUGGGACUUGCUUCCUCAUGGCGACACCAUUCGCGAUAUCCCAUACAUCGCCAAGGACUUUGCAAGGAAGGUCAUGGGUACUGUGCAAGGAAGUGGAGGCAGAGGAGGUUACGCUGCCGUGUAGACAGAUGCUGUACAGUCCGAUUCUUUUUCGUGAGGAGUUGAGUGAGUUACGAGAGUUGGAUGCGGAACGUGUUGGAUUGAAGUGCGACAGUGUAAUAUAGAUGGCAUUGUUUCGGCGUCAUAGGCUUGACUGGGAAAGGCCCUUUCCGCCUGAAGGUCCUCCGGUCUUCCUAGAAUUUGCGAUUACCUCAGUAUACGAGGUUUCUUCUCUGUACAUGCUUUCGCUCUUUUUUGCUAGUAUUAUACGAUGAAGUUUGCACUAUGAGAGUUUCCAUAUCCUCACGGUCAU
Messenger RNA from Dothidotthia symphoricarpi CBS 119687, 1563 nucleotides. Its product is annotated as autophagy protein-like protein Atg27. Lineage: Eukaryota; Fungi; Ascomycota; Dothideomycetes; Pleosporales; Dothidotthiaceae. The transcript is spliced from 2 exons. Bases 226 to 1275 code for a protein of 349 amino acids. The record is from RefSeq and is a predicted model, not a curated record.